CCAUUUCUGCUACUUGCCCACUUCUACAGUUCUAAAUUUGAGUUGACCCUCUCUCUCUCUCUUAACAUUUUUUUACUUCAUCUGGGUUUUGCUACUUCUAAUUUUCAUAUUCCCAUUAACUUGUUCUAAAAAAUGUCUCCUUUUUCCAUUCUCUCUUUCUCCCUUUCCUUCCUCUUCUUCUUCUCUCCUUCUCUCUGCUCCAAUUCUGAUGGAAAUGCUUUGCAUGCUUUGAGAAGCAGGCUCUCUGAUCCAAACAAUGUGUUGCAGAGCUGGAACCCAUCCCUGGUCAAUCCCUGUACCUGGUUCCAUGUCACCUGUGAUUCCAACAAUCAUGUAGUUCGAUUGGACUUGGGGAAUUCUAAUAUUUCUGGGUCUUUGGGACCAGAGCUUGCCCAGCUCCACCAUCUACAGUACUUGGAGCUUUAUAAGAAUAACAUAGGUGGAAAAAUUCCUAAAGAGUUAGGUAAGUUGAAAAAUCUUGUGAGCAUGGAUUUGUAUGACAAUAAGUUUGAAGGAGAAAUACCCAAGUCCUUGGCCAAAUUGAAGUCACUCAGAUUCCUACGGCUAAACAACAACAAACUAACUGGACCUAUUCCAAGGGAGCUUACCAAACUCAAAAACCUUAAAAUUUUUGAUGUGUCUAAUAAUGAUCUCUGUGGAACAAUUCCAGUUGAUGGUCCCUUUGCCACUUUUCCCAUGGAAAGUUUUGAGCACAACAGGCUUAAUGGACCAGAGCUGAAGGGACUAGUGCCUUACGACUUCGGGUGCUGAAGCAAAAGCUAAAGCGGCCCGAUUUUGUUAUAAAUCUUGUAAGGACCCUAAUGCUUGCUUGGGGGUUAUCUAUAUGAUUAAAAUAGAAGGGUUGAUAACCCUUGUUACAAUCUGUUGUUGAUGAUGGCUCAGCAUAUAUAUGUUUGUCUUCAAGUAUUAAAACAAAGCAAAUAAGAUGGCUGCCUGCACAAGAUAUGUAACUUUACAUUUUUAUUCUAGCUGAAUGCUUGUUCUGCUGUA
Manihot esculenta (cassava) is the source of this 1011-nucleotide messenger RNA. Its product is annotated as leucine-rich repeat protein 2. The transcript has 7 exons. The record is from RefSeq and is a predicted model, not a curated record. Gene Ontology annotation, molecular function: protein binding. Lineage: Eukaryota; Viridiplantae; Streptophyta; Magnoliopsida; Malpighiales; Euphorbiaceae. The coding region runs from base 133 to 771 and encodes 212 amino acids.